AGCACGUGUCCCCGCCCCCCGGCCUGGGCAGCCCAAGGGCACGGGGGCAGUGGCUGGGGCCAGGAUUAGUGGCCAGCCCUGGGGUGGAUCCUCUUCGCAGAUUAGCAGCCCUAUUGCCUGCUGCCUGGGGCUGGGGGGAGACAAGGCCUGGGCCUCCCAGCCCCUGCCUCAUUCAGGACGUCCGGCCUGGAGCAGCCCCCUCCCCUGUGCAGGGGCAAGCUAGGAGGCACCGGUGGGCUUACUCUCAGGGAUGGCUCAGUUAGGUGCUAUAGCAGCAGUGACUGUGAGUUUUGUGGCUGCGGCGUUCUUCUCUGCCAUACACAAAAUUGAAGAAGGACAUAUUGGCGUUUAUUAUAGAGGUGGUGCGCUGCUAACAUCAACCAGCGGACCCGGCUUCCAUCUUAUGCUCCCCUUCAUAACCUCUUUCAAGUCUGUUCAGACCACGCUGCAGACAGAUGAGGUGAAAAAUGUUCCCUGUGGGACUAGUGGGGGCGUGAUGAUUUACUUUGACAGAAUUGAGGUGGUGAAUUUCCUGAUUCAGAACGCUGAUGGAUGUGUGCAAGCUCCUCUGAAGUGCAGCCCUUCAGGGAUAAGUGCGUUAAACUGCCUAGUGUACGACAUAGUGAAGAACUACACAGCAGACUAUGACAAAGCACUUAUCUUCAACAAGAUUCACCAUGAGCUGAACCAGUUUUGCAGCGUCCACACGCUGCAGGAGGUCUACAUAGAGCUGUUUGAUCAGAUUGAUGAAAACCUUAAGCUGGCUUUGCAACAAGACCUGACCUCCAUGGCCCCCGGACUCAUCAUACAGGCAGUUCGAGUCACAAAGCCCAACAUCCCAGAAACCAUCCGCAGGAACUAUGAGCUCAUGGAGAGCGAGAAGACGAAGCUGCUGAUUGCAGCUCAGAAGCAGAAGGUGGUGGAGAAGGAAGCUGAGACAGAGAGAAAGAAGGCGCUCAUCGAGGCAGAAAAAAUUGCUCAAGUUGCCGAGAUAACAUAUGGGCAGAAGGUGAUGGAAAAGGAAACAGAGAAGAGGAUUUCGGAGAUUGAAGAUGCGGCGUUCCUUGCAAGGGAGAAGGCAAAAGCUGAUGCAGAAUGCUAUACCGCUCUGAAGAUGGCAGAAGCAAACAAGCUAAAGCUAACUCCAGAGUAUCUGCAGCUGAUGAAGUACAAGGCCAUUGCAGCAAACAGCAAGAUCUAUUUCGGCAAGGAUAUUCCCAACAUGUUCAUGGACCAUGCAGGGAGCCACGGCAAGCUUGCAAAGGGACUAGUGGAAGAGAUGAGGGACCAGCUUGGGGCAGGAGCUCCCGAGGACUUGUGAGGUCAUUUCUAGCGCCGUGUGAUCACAAAGAUUUCUAUUUAUUUUUUAACAGCAGAAUCACAAACCGAGGUGUCUGUUUCCUCUUUUGAUCUUCCCCUUUUCUCUGAUGAUGCAGAUGAACCAGACUCACCCCCACUAUUUUUUUUUUUUUUGUCUGAAAAGCAGCUUAGAUACCAAUGCUUCGACUUCCCCAGGCUGUCGUUUGGCUCCUUCCUUACAAUUGGGUCCAGCCACCUGUCUACCGAAGGGUAGAUUUAGACCCAAUAAUUCUGGAAGGAUUGAAGCAGCAGCUUCAAAACUAAUUCUAGUCACAACCCUACUUACAGCAGGGGUAACUCUUUGCAGCUCUGUACACACAGUUACCUCUGUUGAUAGGCCUGCAUGAGCUAGGAACUGGGCUUUACUGUGUCUCAGCUGCCCUAGGGUGACUGUCCCCACAAUUACAUGACACUAAGAGCUAAACUGAGACUGUUUGUCCCUGAAUGAGACAGGGACACAGUGAAGCUUUAGCUCAGCGUGGGAUAGGAUAGACGCAUGGGACAGUGACUACAGGAAAGGUGAGAUGUGGCAGGUCACUGGGCACCAUGGAUUCCAGGCUCAGCACUUGUGUGCAUGUCUGCAAUUAUUUCAACAGAAAGUGAAAGCUGAACUGAGUCCAUUUAGCCCUGUUGGGUGUGCUGCCUUAGUUUAUCCUUCAGCCUGGGGUAAUCAGUUUGUUCUGAGGUUAGUAUAAAUGAAAUGAUUUUAUUUCCUAAUAAAGGUUGGUAGCAAUGCAAGUGAGAAAAACUAUACUUUUUUUUUUUUUUUGCUGGAAGCCAUAGCUUUGUUCGGUGAAAGUUUCCCAUUAAGUGUGGGUUGUUUUAAGCCCUGUUGAAGAAAUAAAGGUGCUAGAUUUUCUAUACGCUACAUGUGGCAGCCACACCAAGGAUGCACUGGCACAAGCUGUUGAUUUCCCACGAAUUGAGCUUAGUAUUUAAGCAUUAAUUACUUGAGUAUUUGCAUUGGCCAAAUUUUGGAGGGCUAUUAUUUGUCUUGGGGUGUUUGUUCUCGAUCCUGUCUUGUAGAAAUGGUGCUGCCAAGUCAGGGCUGAGGUGCACUAGUAGGGGGCAGCAUAAACUUGCACUGCCUCUGUUUUCAGGUAAGAUAAGGCUUGGCUCCUAUCAGAAGGGUCUCGUUUAGAAACCUCAAAUUCAAACUCUUAGCAAAUGGUAAGGGAGGGGGAGAGGGUUAUUUGCAGUGGUACAUCUUAGACCUGGAUCUGCCAACAUCUGUGCAGGCAAGUAGCAACAUGCGUGGGCAUCGCCCCACUGCCUUAGUACCUAUAAGAGUUUGCAGGACUGAAGCCUAAAUUUAAAACAGCAUAGUUUUCAGUGGUUACUGUGGUCUAUAAGUAAGUGCAAGCUUAUGUAAAUUAGAGGGUACAGGACCAGGUUUUUGUCUGUCCUGCUUAAACCUUGUAAAAGGCAGCAGGUUGCAAAGCACAGUACUAUAGAAUAAGGGAUAGAAGGACGUCUUUUGCCUCUAAACAACUCUUGUUCUGCACAUCCAGACUGGUGCUCUGCACCAGUGUAUUCUGAUUAUUUAAGCCCUCAAACAUGGAGCUGUGAAAAGGCAAUAGGUUUUGAUGAUGUUUUGUAUAUAGAAACCAACUGGGGGGGGGGAAAUAAAGGGCUUUUUGGAGCUCGAGUUGGAAACAACAUCUUUUCCCCCAGUCCAUCUGCUACAGGGCAGGAAAGCCUGUUCUUAAUCACUGUUCUAUUUUGCACCUUAUGCACCAGUACAUGGUGCCACUGGGGUAAGUGCACAUUUAAUUGUCAGGGACCAACUUACGGUGUUUAUAAUGUAGUGCUCCAAAGCCUGCCUCACCGUGCUCAAGACUAGUUUGUUCCAGGCAUAAGCAGCCUGCAUAUGUAUUUUUUUGUAACGGCACAAUCCGAGGAAGAUAGAAAUGCGAUGAAGUUAUGCUGCUGGCUCCAAUAUUUUUCAUACGAGGUUUUUUCUUUAUUUUCACAGCUUGAUUGACUAUAACUUGUGCUUGAAAACUUAAAAUAAAAGAUACCACCAGUUAGUGCACGGGGAAACCAAUCUUUCUUUUUUUGAUACAGGGAAAGUUGCAUCUCCUUUGUAUUUUUUUACUUGCUGGACAGCCUGAGCUUUUUUUACAUUGCAGAUAGAUGUACUACACUACCCAAACUCACCUAACUUAGUAUCUGCAGCUAGGACUGUGAACAGGGAAUAACUCAAUGCUAGGGGCAGAGAGUGUUUAUACCUAUUAUUUUGGAAUUGGUCUUGCUUGUUCAGAAGUGUUUCAUACUCAUGGCAAACGUUUGCCUCUAAUAGCUGAUGUGUAGCAUUUAAUCAAAGACGUUUUCUAGCAAAAGAAAAAAAGAAUCAAAGAAGGCAAAGCAUAUUAUAACUAAUGUUUUUACAUGAUUACAUGUAUGUGGAAUAAGUAGGUCUUGGGGAUUUUUUUAUUAUCUUAAAAGUGCACAACAAACGGAUCUCAGAGAAACGGAAACAACUGUAUUAAAUAUAAUUUUGCUAAUAUAAAACACAGUCUUUGUUAUAAAACAGUCUUAAGACCUAGUUUAUUCCUCGUGAUGAACCGCUUAGUUACUGCAGUUUUUGGCGGCAAUAAAGCAAAAUCUUGUCAGUCAUUUUUUUUUUUUUCAGUUACAAGAAGAAAGUAAAGCUGAAUCAAUGAGACUCUUUCUACCAGGCUGAAUCCAGCAUUGGCAUCUGGCACCAAUGCUACUUUAUUUCAUAUUUUCCUCCGGAAGCAGAAGAGACGACUCAGUUCAGUUACUCUUCCACUCUCUCCCAUCUGUUUCCUUGUGAAUGUGACGGCAAGAUGUCAGUGGAGUUUGCUUAUUUGUCCUUACCUGCUUGCAGGUUUGCAAUCAGGACUUGAAUGUUAAAAACCAUGAUGUUUAAUGAAGGGAAUAUGGGUACCAGUGAAAAUGGGCAAUGGGGAAUCUGGGAAUGAAGCAUGGCGAUGCCAUGCUGCUAUGGUCGUCUUCUGAUCUUUACUCUUUGCGAGCAGUUUAAGUGAUAUAUUGGAAUUAAAAAAAGCCUUUCUAUUUUGGUAUUUCUAAGGACUGAAUAAAAUGGUCUGCAUUUGGAA
Alligator mississippiensis (American alligator) is the source of this 4445-nucleotide messenger RNA. RefSeq names its product ER lipid raft associated 2 (gene ERLIN2). Gene Ontology annotation, cellular component: endoplasmic reticulum; endoplasmic reticulum membrane. The transcript has 13 exons. Gene Ontology annotation, biological process: SREBP signaling pathway. NCBI's taxonomy places the organism in Eukaryota, Metazoa, Chordata, Crocodylia, Alligatoridae. The coding region runs from base 251 to 1321 and encodes 356 amino acids. Gene Ontology annotation, molecular function: cholesterol binding; ubiquitin protein ligase binding. The record is from RefSeq and is a predicted model, not a curated record.